Messenger RNA from Lucilia cuprina (Australian sheep blowfly), 1095 nucleotides. It is a transcript of the gene drk, whose product is annotated as growth factor receptor-bound protein 2. NCBI's taxonomy places the organism in Eukaryota, Metazoa, Arthropoda, Insecta, Diptera, Calliphoridae. The record is from RefSeq and is a predicted model, not a curated record. The coding region runs from base 147 to 782 and encodes 211 amino acids. The transcript is spliced from 5 exons. Gene Ontology annotation, molecular function: protein binding.
AUUUUACUCAGUUUUAAAAACUAUAAGAUUAAAAAAGCACAACAAAAACAACUGCAACAAAUUUUUUUCUAGAACACAAAUAAAUAAUUAUUUUUUACAACAAUUAUUUAAAUAAAAAAAAACAAAAUAAAUUAUAAAACACAACAAUGGAAGCAAUUGCCAAACAUGAUUUCUCAGCAACAGCUGAUGAUGAGCUUAGUUUUCGUAAAAAUCAAAUUUUAAAGAUUUUAAAUAUGGAAGAUGAUUCAAAUUGGUAUCGUGCUGAACUAGAUGGUAAAGAAGGUUUAAUACCCAGCAAUUAUAUAGAAAUGAAAAAUCAUGACUGGUAUUAUGGUCGCAUAACUCGUGCUGAUGCUGAGAAACUAUUAUCUAAUAAACAUGAAGGCGCUUUUUUAAUACGUAUCAGUGAAUCCAGUCCGGGUGAUUUUUCAUUAUCGGUCAAAUGCCCCGAUGGUGUUCAACAUUUUAAGGUAUUACGUGACGCACAAGGUAAAUUUUUCCUUUGGGUGGUUAAAUUUAAUUCCCUCAAUGAAUUGGUGGAAUAUCAUCGAACGGCUAGUGUAUCAAGAUCACAAGAUGUUAAAUUAAGAGAUAUGAUACCUGAAGAGAUGCUUGUACAGGCUUUGUACGAUUUUGUGCCACAGGAAUCGGGUGAAUUGGACUUUAGACGUGGUGAUGUUAUCACUGUAACAGAUCGUUCUGAUGAAAACUGGUGGAAUGGUGAAAUUGGCAAUCGUAAAGGCAUUUUCCCAGCUACCUAUGUAACGCCAUAUCAUUCAUAAUUAUUGCUAAAUUAUAUUUAUAUUAAUAAUAAUAAUAAUCAUAAUAUUAAUAAUAAUACUAUAAACAAUUUCAACCACAACAACAACAAACAUAUACAAAAUAAAAAUCCUAUUAAAUUAUAAAACAACAAAAACGAAAAACAAACAAGAAAAGAAAUUAACAACAUUAACAGACUUACAGUUGUAAUAACAGUUUUAAAACCUCACUCAAACACACAUACACAUACAUACAUUGUAAACACCGUUGUCAUUUUAGUUUUUAAAAAGUUUUACUUCAAAUUUAUAAACUUUUACACACAUACCAUUUUAAGUU